GCGAACCUCAGAGAGCAGAAAGGCUUCAGGAGCCGCUGAGAUGUCUCCUCUCUGAGACGAAACUCGAGACUUUCUACUGUAUAUUAGGAGACAAAGUAACUUUCUUCUCCUGCUUUGCCAUCAUGUGAUCAUUUCCUGGAGACAUUUAAUUUGUACUGGACUUUAUUUUGUACGAGAAUUAGUGAAAAUGUGGAUUUAUUGAACGAAGAUGUUCGAGAUUCUCUUCGGUUAAACCAGCUCCUCCAGCUCCUCCCACCUCCCGCCAUGAGCCUCUCCUCCAGCUCGGUGGCGGGGGCGGAGCUCUACAGCUUCAGCGACUCUCCGGUGUCUCUGGACUCCAGCGUUUUCUUCUGUGAGACGACGGCGUCCUGCGUCAAAGACUCGCUCGAGUUCUUCAUCAUCAACGUGGGUGGAAGUCGCUACUUGCUGUCCCAGGAGCUGCUGGCGUCCCACCCGGAGACCCGGCUGGGAAAACUGGCCUGCUGCAGCCGCGACUCGGCACUGGAGCUCUGCGAUGAUGCAGACUUCCUGGAGAACGAGUUUUUCUUUGACCGCAACUCACAGACCUUCCAGUAUGUGAUGAACUUCUACCGGACGGGUCACCUGCACGUCAGGGAGGAGCUGUGUGAGAUCUCCUUCUUGCAGGAGAUCGAGUACUGGGGCAUCGACGAGGUUCGUAUCAGCCCCUGCUGCCGCGAGCGUUACUACCGCCACAAGGAGCAGAAGGAAACUCUCGACGUACAGCGAGAGUUCGAGGCCGAAGACAGUGAUGAGGACUUUGUUGGCGCCGCUUGCCCGGCUUUCCGUCGACGUCUGUGGGACCUUCUGGAGAAACCCGAAUCAUCACGCGCCGCUCGCACUUUUGGCUCGCUCUCAAUCUUCUUCGUCGUGGUGUCGGUUAUCAACAUGGUGCUCAUCUCGCUGGACUUAGGGGAGGACUUUGAAGUGAGCGGUCUCGGUGCCCCGCUGCUGUUUGACGCCCUGGAGUACGUGUGCGUGGUGUGGUUCACCGGCGAGCUGGUCCUUCGGUUUCUCUGCGUGAGGGAUAAGUGUCGGUUCAGUCGGAGCAUUCCCAACGUGAUCGACCUGUUGGCCAUCCUGCCGUUCUACGUGACGCUGACGGUGGAGAACCUCCACGGAGGAACCACCGAGCUGGAGAACAUGGGCCGCGUGGUGCAGGUCCUCCGACUCCUCAGGUCCCUCCGCAUGCUGAAGCUGGGACGACACUCGACAGGCCUCAAGUCUCUGGGUAUGACCAUCGCUCAGUGCUACCAGGAAGUCGGCCUCCUGCUCCUCUUCCUCAGCGUCGGCAUCUCCAUCUUCGCCACCGUGGUGUUCGCUCUGGAGCACGACUUUCCCGGCUCCACCUUCACCAGCGUGCCGGCCUCUUGGUGGUGGGCGACCACCUCCAUGACCACCGUCGGCUACGGCGACAUCCGGCCUGACACGGCGGUGGGGAAGGUUCUGGCCUUCCUCUGCAUCCUGUCCGGCAUCCUGAUCCUGGCGCUCCCCAUCGCCAUCAUCAACGAACGCUUCUCCGCCUGCUACUUCACCCUGAAGAUGAAGGAGGCGGCGAUCCGGCACGGCGAGAUGCUGAAGAGGUUGGCUCGAGGCUUGGUGGUGGAGGCGGCUGAGGGAGGCGCGGCGGGAGGCGUGAACCUGAGGGACGCCUACGCCAGGAGCAUGUUGGAGAUGUUGAGGCUGCAGGGACGCGAGAGGGCGAGCACACGGAGCAGCGGAGGAGAGGAGCUGUGGAUGUAGAACAGUUCAGGGCAAACAGAGACAAGACUGUCCUGACCUUUGACCCCUCAGGAGGAACUGUGUGGUUAAAGCGCCUGAAAGUUGACAUUUCUUAUCUGAAAUAAUUCAAAUUUUGACAAGUCA
Thunnus maccoyii (southern bluefin tuna) is the source of this 1884-nucleotide messenger RNA. RefSeq names its product potassium voltage-gated channel modifier subfamily V member 1 (gene kcnv1). Gene Ontology annotation, biological process: potassium ion transmembrane transport; protein homooligomerization. The record is from RefSeq and is a predicted model, not a curated record. Gene Ontology annotation, molecular function: voltage-gated potassium channel activity; protein binding. Lineage: Eukaryota; Metazoa; Chordata; Actinopteri; Scombriformes; Scombridae. Gene Ontology annotation, cellular component: voltage-gated potassium channel complex; membrane. The coding region runs from base 265 to 1761 and encodes 498 amino acids. The transcript is spliced from 4 exons.